AUUGGAUUAGAGCUAAGCCUCAAGCGGCACCGUGUUUUAUAUUGGCAGUUUCCUUUAACAAACAAGUGAAGUAACUAAGAAGAAGAUGGUGAAGAAGAAGGAGAAGAAAGCAAACGUCUCCGGCAAGCCGAAGCACUCUCUGGACACGAACCGUAACAAUGGUACCCACGAUGGCUCAUCGCGUAGCGCCGCCACUGUCCGCCGUCUUAAGAUGUACAACACCAAACCCAAGCGGGAUAGCAAGGGUAAAAUUUUGAAGUAUGAGUUGCAAUCCAAGGAGCUUCCCAACACGCGCAUCCAACCUGACCGCCGGUGGUUUGGAAACACACGGGUUGUAAAUCAAAAGGAGCUUGAAUUUUUUUGCGAAGAGCUCCAAAAUCGGAUGUCAAGUAGCUAUAAUGUCAUAUUGAAGGAAAGGAAGUUGCCACUAUCCCUUUUAAAUGACCAUCAGAAGCAAGCCAGAGUACAUCUUCUUGAUACGGAGCCUUUUGAGGAUGCAUUUGGACCUAAGAGGAAGAGGAAGCGCCCAAAGCUCUUGGCGGCAGAUUAUGAGUCUUUAGUAAAGAAAGCUGAUGGUUCUCAGGAUGCUUUUGAGCUGAAGCAUGGUUCCAAUGCAUCUGCAGAAGGAAGUGAAGUAGAUGGAUUUAGGGACCUGGUUCGGCAUACAAUGUUCGAAAAGGGCCAAAGUAAACGUAUAUGGGGUGAACUCUACAAAGUUAUAGACUCAUCAGAUGUUGUAGUGCAGGUUUUAGAUGCCAGGGAUCCUCAAGGUACUAGAUGCUAUCAUUUAGAGCACCAUUUGAAAGAACAUUGCAAGCAUAAACACAUGAUUCUUCUGUUGAACAAGUGUGAUCUUGUUCCAGCCUGGGCUACAAAAGGAUGGUUGAGGAUACUAUCCAAGGAAUAUCCAACUCUAGCAUUCCAUGCAAGCAUCAAUAAGUCUUUUGGCAAGGGUUCUCUUCUGUCCGUAUUAAGGCAAUUUUCCCGCUUAAAAAGUGACAAACAAGCAAUAUCAGUGGGAUUUGUUGGUUAUCCCAAUGUUGGGAAGUCAUCAGUUAUCAACACACUGCGUACUAAGAAUGUUUGCAAGGUUGCUCCUAUCCCGGGGGAGACUAAAGUCUGGCAAUAUAUAACAUUAACAAAACGGAUCUUCUUGAUUGACUGCCCUGGAGUUGUUUAUCAAAAUAGCGACUCUGAAACAGAUAUUGUAUUAAAGGGUGUGGUACGUGUCACAAAUUUGCAUGAUGCUGCUGAACACAUAGGAGAAGUCCUGAAACGUGUCAAGAAGGAGCACCGUGAAAGAGCAUAUAAAAUAAAAGAAUGGGAUGAUGAAAAUGACUUCCUGGUUCAGCUUUGCAAAUUAACAGGCAAACUUUUGAAGGGUGGUGAACCUGACUUGAUGACUGCAGCAAAGAUGGUCCUUCAUGACUGGCAGAGAGGUAGAAUAGCUUUCUUUGUCCCCCCACCAUGGCUAGAAGAUGACUCCCGAGAGGAGCCUAAUGCAGAUAGUUUAAAUGAGGAGGCUGCAGAGGAUGAUAAUCAAGCAUCUGCGGCUUUUAGAGCCAUUGCGAAUGUCAUUUCGUCCCAGCAACAAAAAAGUGUCCCUGUCCAAAGGGAUCUUUUUAGUGAGAAUGAGUUAAGAGGUGAUGGGGCUGACCAGUGUCUGGCUGCUGAGUGUGAGAAGCCUGAGCAGCCAUCAGGGACGGAGGAUGAAAUGGAUGACGAGCUUGCAACUAAAGGAAAAGUUGAAGCAACUGAAUAAGGUGGGUUAGCCUUUUCUUUUGUGGUUUCUCUAUCUAGAGAGAUUAAUUUUGAGGUCUUUGGUAGGUUACAUAGUUUUUGCUUUACGAGAAAAUUUGUAUGGUGCAUUUUAAGUUCAAUAAUAUGAUGUUCCCUUGGACUAA
Molecule: messenger RNA, 1904 nt
Organism: Hevea brasiliensis (rubber tree)
Lineage: Eukaryota; Viridiplantae; Streptophyta; Magnoliopsida; Malpighiales; Euphorbiaceae
Product: nuclear/nucleolar GTPase 2
Exons: 11
Coding region: 86-1762 (558 amino acids)
Cellular component (GO): nucleolus
Molecular function (GO): GTP binding
Source: RefSeq, a predicted model, not a curated record